Molecule: messenger RNA, 1334 nt
Organism: Ostrea edulis (European flat oyster)
Lineage: Eukaryota; Metazoa; Mollusca; Bivalvia; Ostreida; Ostreidae
Product: FMRFamide receptor-like
Exons: 1
Coding region: 1-1203 (400 amino acids)
Biological process (GO): G protein-coupled receptor signaling pathway
Cellular component (GO): membrane
Molecular function (GO): G protein-coupled receptor activity
Source: RefSeq, a predicted model, not a curated record
AUGAUGUCAACAUCAGUAACAGGACUGCACAACAUGACCGAGCUGGUCUAUAAUGUUACUAUCAGUGAUUUAGAGAACUCAUCUUCGCUCUCCACAAAGACAGCCGAAUCUCUCAGAGUAACCAGAUUAAUUGUAAAACAAAUUCUAAUUCCUAUCAUUGCUACAGCUGGGAUUGUUGGAAACAUUUUGAAUAUUAUCGUACUGCGAAACCGGAAGAUGCGCAGUUCUACAAACGUCUACUUGUCUGCUCUAGCGGUGUGCGACAUGCUUUACCUGAUUUUUACUUUGACCUUAUCCUUCAUUCAUUGCAACAUUUCCGACCAGCCUAAAUCGGCCUUCUACUUCAUACCUCGAGCUCGAGUCCUCUCGGAUCUGUUCGGGAACACUGCUGUUUGGUUGACUGUCGCCUUUACAAUUGAGAGAUAUAUCGGUGUCUGCCACCCAAUGCGCGGAAAAGUCUGGUGCACUGUGGGCAAGGCCAAAAUACUGUCAGUCAUCGUCCUCGUGGUUUCUUUUGUGAAUACAUUCCCGGAGUUCUUUGAAAUGGACAUAGCGGAAUCGUCUACCAAUGGAACGACUUCUUAUUCCUGCGAACAAACAGCCUUUGGGAAAUCCGAGUCGUAUUCAAUAGGUUACUACUGGUGGUACGUAACUUUCUUCACCCUAGUCCCGUUCGUUUUUCUUUUUGUUUUCAACAGUAUAUUAAUCAAAUCUGUGUGGAAGGCCAACAAACGGAGACAUCAGUUGUCAAAUUUCUCCGUGGUGGGCGAAAACUCGAGACAGCAAAGUGAGCAACACAAAGUCACCACCAUGCUGAUUACUGUGGUGUUAAUCUUCCUUCUAUGUCAGCUUCCCUGGACCGUUCUACUAAUGUAUAGGACCUACCUAGACGCCAAUAACUUCCUUAAAUCGCAGACAACCUUCAUCCUCAUAUCAGGAAAUAUAUGUAAUCUAUUGGUGAUUAUCAAUGCUUCGGGAAACUUUCUGCUUUACUCGUAUUUCAGUAGCAGAUUUCGUAGAACAUUUGCUAAAGUGUUUUGUGGAUGGCGGAAAAUACGGAAGACGUCACGUGGAACCGGUAGUAGCAGGUGGAGAUCCUCGAGAUACACCAGCAGUAGCACCACAACUACUACGUCAUCCUGCCGAUCAAAACGAGGCACGUUGUCAGAUUCAAGUAAACGCUUGAGAUUACAGACUGAAUAAUAUUUUAUUGUGUGUAUCAAAUGUCGUAAUUUUAAUCAGCCUUUAAAACAGGUUGGAAAAAAAUAUUGAUAAUAAAAAAAAAAAAAAUUGAUCUUCGAUUAAUCUUCAAUUAGUGCAAGAGAUAAUUAUUU